Messenger RNA from Agrilus planipennis (emerald ash borer), 1557 nucleotides. RefSeq names its product 14-3-3 protein zeta. The transcript is spliced from 6 exons. Gene Ontology annotation, cellular component: cytoplasm. The coding region runs from base 142 to 888 and encodes 248 amino acids. Gene Ontology annotation, biological process: signal transduction. NCBI's taxonomy places the organism in Eukaryota, Metazoa, Arthropoda, Insecta, Coleoptera, Buprestidae. The record is from RefSeq and is a predicted model, not a curated record.
UCAUUUAUAAAAAAAGAAAUUGUCUCUUAGUACCGCGAAAAUUUCUAUUUACGACGCAUUAAAAGGUGUGGCAGACGCCAUUUUGUUAAACAGUAGUCUAUUGCACUUCAAAAGAAUCUAUCUACUAUUACUACUACUACAAUGUCUCAAGUUGACAAGGAAGAAUUAGUUCAGAGGGCAAAGUUAGCUGAGCAAGCGGAGCGUUAUGAUGACAUGGCUUCAGCUAUGAAAUCUGUAACAGAAACGGGAGUGGAACUCAGCAAUGAAGAAAGAAAUUUACUCUCUGUUGCAUAUAAAAAUGUAGUAGGUGCCAGGAGAUCAUCAUGGAGGGUAAUUUCAUCAAUUGAACAAAAGACUGAGGGCUCAGAACGUAAACAGCAGAUGGCCAAAGAAUAUCGAGAAAAAGUAGAAAAGGAACUCAGAGAAAUUUGUUACGACGUUUUGGGUCUUCUGGACAAAUAUUUGAUUCCCAAAGCCAGCAAUGCUGAAUCAAAAGUAUUUUACCUCAAAAUGAAAGGCGAUUACUACCGAUACCUUGCUGAAGUUGCUACAGGGGAUACUAGAAAUACUGUAGUUGAUGACUCGCAGAAAGCAUACCAGGAUGCAUUUGAAAUCUCAAAGGCAAAAAUGACACCUACACAUCCAAUUCGAUUGGGUCUAGCACUCAAUUUUUCUGUUUUCUAUUAUGAGAUCUUAAACUCCCCUGACAAAGCUUGUCAGUUAGCAAAACAGGCGUUUGAUGAUGCAAUUGCAGAACUCGAUACCUUAAAUGAAGACUCAUACAAGGACAGUACGUUAAUUAUGCAGCUUCUUCGGGAUAACCUUACGCUUUGGACCAGUGACACACAAGGUGAAGCGGAUGAACCACAAGAAGGUGGUGAUAAUUGAAAUUGUGGCGUCCAUUUUUAAUUGUAACCGUUAAAAUUGAAAUUUCAUGUAAGUUAACGUAUUUGUGAAACUUGGUUGUGAAAUUGCAAUUGGAAGUUCAAGUUUCACAAGAAACUUUUGAUAUUUCAGUAACUGUUUUUAGCCAAAUAUGUAAAGCAUAAAAUUACAUUUCACAUUUCACCUGUUCGAAUAAAAUGAAAAUGGAUUCCAUUACAGUUAUGUUCUCUUGAUUGUUGAUUAUGAUGUGAAUCAUCAGACAGUGUUAGGCUGUAAGAUUUUUUGUAGCAGCGGCUUUGUUCCAUACAUUUUUUUCAUUUUAAUUUAUAAUUUAUUUGGAACUUCCACUUCGUUUAAGUUUUCUCACUUGUUAAAGAUUAAAUUUAUUUAACUACUUCUACUUUUUUUGUGUUUGAGCCGUGCGUUAUUUCGUAUUUUUUCCCCGACUUAAUACCUACGUAACGUACGUCUUUACAAUAACUCUACUAUUAAGAAAGACAUUUCGCCUCGUCUCUAGCCCACCAGGUUAAUUUGCACUCCGCUGCAUUGGGCCAUGACCCUAACUUUGUCCUUCCUAUCCAUCUCCCGUUUUAUUUACCGUUCAACACUCACUUUGGAUGUGCUAUAUAUAAAUGUAUGAAAUAUGUACUAAAUAAACUGCUAUCAGCUCUA